Molecule: messenger RNA, 2005 nt
Organism: Camellia sinensis
Lineage: Eukaryota; Viridiplantae; Streptophyta; Magnoliopsida; Ericales; Theaceae
Product: protein SAWADEE HOMEODOMAIN HOMOLOG 2
Molecular function (GO): DNA binding; chromatin binding
Source: RefSeq, a predicted model, not a curated record
GCCGAAGCCCAACCCCUCUCUCUCUCUCUCUCUCUUCCCCAAACUCCACAGUUUUCAGCUCUCUCUCUCUCACAGAGUUGGAAUUGAUCGAGGCUUCAGGAAGAGGAAUCGAUGGGGAGACCACCGAGUAACGGUGGCCCAGCCUUCCGCUUCAACCCAAAUGAGGUUGUGGAGAUGGAAGCUAUUCUGCAAGAACAUAAGACUCAGAUGCCAGCACGUGAAGUCCUUGUAGCUCUUGCAGAUAAGUUCAGCGCUUCAGAGGAACGGUCAGGAAAGAUUGUAGUUCAAAUGAAGCAAGUGUGGAAUUGGUUCCAGAAUAGGCGGUAUGCUAUCAGGGCGAAAGCAGCUAAGACUCCUGGGAAGUUAAGUGUGUUGCCUAUGCCUCGGGAUGAGUCAACUGUCGUGAGAAAUGUCUCUCAAGCCCCUCAAUCUGUAACUGUUCCUUCAGUUCAAAGUGCAGGAAGGACUGUUUCAGAUAAUUCUCAGUUGGAGUUUGAAGCUAAAUCUGCCAGGGAUGGUGCAUGGUAUGAUGUUGCAACGUUUCUAUCUCAUAGAUCUCUUGAGACGGGUGAUCCGGAUGUUCUAGUUCGGUUUGCUGGUUUUGGACCAGAGGAAGAUGAAUGGGUUAAUGUUCGCAGGCAUGUCAGACAACGGUCUCUUCCAUGCGAAGCAUCAGAAUGUGUUGCAGUUCUUCCAGGAGACCUCAUACUCUGUUUUCAGGAAGGCAAAGAGCAAGCUCUUUACUUUGAUGCUCAUGUUCUUGAUGCACAGAGACGGAGACAUGAUGUAAGAGGUUGCCGUUGUAGGUUCUUGGUGCGCUAUGAUCACGAUCAGUCUGAGGAAAUUGUGCCUCUGAGAAAGGUUUGCCGUAGACCAGAAACUGAUUACAGGUUGCAGCAACUUCAUGCCAUAAACGAAUCAGGGUCCGUGAACCAGCAGAAGGGCGGUGAUCCUCAUACGGGCAACACUUUGAGGGUUUAUCCUCCAAUUGAAACACCACCACAAAAGCAGCAAAAAGUAGAGGUACAUGCAGAGGGUGCAGCAAUGGUUCCCCCUGCUUCUCAUGGUAAUGUGGAAACUAAAGUUCCCCCUGUACCUACGGAAACUAAAAUUCCCCCUCCUGUACCCACGGAAACUAGAGUUCUGCAACCAAAAAAUUCUGAGGUUAGCACUGCUGGUAAUGUGGGAACUUCAGUUGUCCAACCAUCUAAUGUUACUUUGACAAGUGAUGUUGCCACAAACACCAUCACCGGUGGCUCUGGUCAAAAUAUGUCGCUAGGAUAGGCGUGGGUAGUUUGACGUCGUUUGUAACUUUCUUGUGGAUUGUUAUUUGAACUUUAGAUUAAAUUUCUAGUUCAAAGUUAGUUUAAAUUUAGUUCAAAUUUCUUGUCUCUAGAUGGUGGGUAAAUUUUCCAGUUUUGGUGCUGUCCUUUCAACAGCAAAAUAGUGUUUUUCAACCCAGCUCACUACAACUGAGUAAGGGUUCUCCCUUAGGGUCUGCUGGAUUACAAGUUAUAGGAAAGAGUCAAGAGAAAAGGUUUGGGCCAAGAAUCUUGUGUUUCCAAUUACUUUGUUGUUCCUUUGUCUCAAAACCCUUACAGUAUAUCGAAUCAUGUGAGAAUUUUGAGCGAGAUUUUUACAUAAUCCACUGGUUGUAAGUGUUUUGAGACAAGAAGUCUUGAGGGAUUUGAGACAGGACAACUUGUGCCGAAAGAUUGCAAUCCUGUAUUGAGAACUCAGUGGCAUCUUCUGAAACCCUUUUAAGAGAUCCAUAUGGUUGAGUUACCACUAGGACAUGGGAUUGGGAAGAAAAUGACCAGAAAACAAAAGAAGAUUUUUAGCUUUGUUCUUUUAUUUUAUUUUAUUUGCUUUCACUGCAAGAGGCAAUGGAUCUAUGCCUUUGCUUGGCUGCUGGGAAAAUCAGGAAGGCAGGGGAACACAAGGAAACUGAUCUUGCAGUAGCAGAGCCAACUUCUAAAUGAAAUGAGAAAUUGUUAAUGAUGUU